Molecule: messenger RNA, 1236 nt
Organism: Sphaeramia orbicularis (orbiculate cardinalfish)
Lineage: Eukaryota; Metazoa; Chordata; Actinopteri; Kurtiformes; Apogonidae
Gene: tac1
Product: tachykinin precursor 1
Exons: 5
Coding region: 340-687 (115 amino acids)
Biological process (GO): tachykinin receptor signaling pathway
Source: RefSeq, a predicted model, not a curated record
UCAGCGGAUAGGAGUAGUGCGCACGAGACCGAAGGGGAAGUUGGUGCAUCCGCAGAGCGCGAGGAGCAAUUUGGAGACAGUGGCAGGAGCCUGGCACAGCGUCCUGACGCACGCACUAUGGACUACUGCUGAGCUCUGACGGAGGAGCAGUGCGCACACAACAGCAGCUCAGCCCUUCACUCCUUUCCUGUUUUCUGUUUUUUAUGUUUUGGAAUUAACUGUUGUCGCUUUAAAAAAAAAAAAAAAAAAAAAAAAAAAAGUUUUAUAACGACAAGUAAUAUCAGAGUUAAUUGAAGUGAGCAGAGCUGCGUCGAGAAACAAACAAGUGUUUUGGCCAAAAUGAAGUUGCUGCUUUUACCAGUUUUAAUGGCUUUUUUCGCCAUCACUCAAGUUUUUUGCGAGGAAAACAACCCAAGAGAAGAGGCUGACUACUGGACAAGCAGUAAUCAAAUUCAGGAUCCUUGGCUUGCCAACGACCCAUUCAGAGAAAUCCUGCUGAGGAUGACAAGAAAGCCUCGGCCGCAUCAGUUCAUCGGCCUGAUGGGGAAGCGUUCUAUGGCUAAUGCACAGAUCACCCACAAAAGGCAUAAAGUCAACUCUUUUGUCGGGUUAAUGGGGAAACGGAGCCAAGAGGAGCCAGAUUCCUACGAGUGGAGCACAAUACAGACGUAUGACAGGCGCCGCUAAACAGCCAUCUCCUCACCUACCUGCUUCUCAUUUUUGCUAUUCCUCAUCCAUAGGAGGGGUACUCGACCCUGGUUUUGUUUUCUCAAAACUGUGUAUAGCUGUUAGUCAAAUAAAAAAAAUUAUGUUUCCACAUUGUAGUGAUGUAGCAGUGCUGUACCUGUGCCAAUUUCAUUUGUCCAAGCAGAAGGUGGAAAGAGGUGAGACGGUGAAAUGAUGUCAUUAUCAAUGUUUGUGGUUUCUGUGACCAUUUUAGACCAUCUGCCAUGCCACAAAAAUGUUGUUGUGGACCAUCCAAGCAAGGCCAUACCCCUGGGGUAUGCUGAAAAUUGCACUGCCAAAGUCACUGUCUAGUGCCUCAUAACUGUUUAAUUGCAGCUGAUUGUUCUAUAAAUACAACACACGUGAGACAGGUUCUCAUUUUGCUUUUAAGUGACUUUAUUAGAGCUGUUGUGUUUUCCACAUGGACACAUGGUGUGACAUGACAGAAUAUCUGUGUGUUCUAGUGGUUUGACAAAUAUUAAAAUUAUUUUCUUUACUGGUUCAACUUCA